Thlaspi arvense is the source of this 264-nucleotide messenger RNA. NCBI's taxonomy places the organism in Eukaryota, Viridiplantae, Streptophyta, Magnoliopsida, Brassicales, Brassicaceae. The record is from the annotation of a GenBank genome assembly.
AUGACAUCUUCAAAAAUUCAUUUUGUUGUUCUUUUGAUCAUCAUUUCUUUUAUUGUUAAUGUUCAAUCCAUACCUUAUAAUAGUUAUAAUAAGCAGGAAUUAUGGAUGCUUCAAGUGAUUGUGAAUCCAAAAGACUAUGUCAUAAAAGAGAAGAUUGUAACGAACGUUGUGGAGUGGGCAAGCCACCUUUUAAAGCAGAACGAACGUUGUGGAGUGGGCAAGCCACCUUUUAAAGCAGCUUUGUGUGAAUCUUGUGGAAGCCAA